CUGCGAAUGGAUCAGCAGCUAGUGAAGAAGCCUUCUUAACCGAGUACCUCCACACACUCGAAUAGGAGGAGUGUUACGCGCUUUUUAAACACAACCAUCUUUAUGGUCAAAAGGAGGAUAGCGAGGUUUGUGAACGAUCUGCCCACAUUCGGAACCAGGACGGGUUGUAGAGGAAGCACAAAGCCGGUGGAGCGUCUGUGGAGCGGUGAGAUCAGCCCAGCCCCCCACAUACAUACAUACAUACACACACACACACACACCGAACCGGCCUGCUGGUCUUAGCCUGUUGCUGUGUGGGUGAUCUCAUCAUAUCAUUUACUCUUUUAUCUCACAUGUAUCUCUAGCACACACGUCUGCAAGUAGUUUGGAGUUGUUUUGUCUAUCUUUAGUGGCUGGGUGCUGUAUUUGGUUACGGUUGUUGGACUAUAGCUCUCAGCUCCAGCUGGCUAAUCAGUAGCAGUAGCACAUCGUCGUGCUGAAAGCCACUUCUUGGGUACGAUGUAGUUUAAAUGUAAUUUUCUUAACACCAGGCUAAACAUGCCUGACGAAUGGGCACUGGACGUCAACAAUUGAGAUCCACUUAUAAAACCAACUUCUCCUGAAUGUUGACGGCAAAACACGCUGGCUAAAGUGAAAUCACUUAUUCUGUGCGACAUAAUCUCAUUUAGCUCACCUGUUUAUGGUCCUCGCGAGAUGCAAAACUGUACGUAGCACAGAAAAUGCGUGUGUUAUUGAUGACAUUGGGCGUGUGUUUAACCAAAUGACUCGUGUUUGAAGACACAUUGAAUGGGCGCUAUUUUAACACUGGAGCGCUUAUCUGGAUGUCCCCUUCCAUCAUUGGACCGAGAGACUACUUCAUACAAAGGAGGGUUUUAUUUGGCUAUUUUCUAAGGAUAAAGUCCAGGGAAUUACACACUGCCUUAUAAAUCAGCCCUGUAUCUUUCGAUCCUUUGGCUCCUUGACUGAGUCCCCGAUGCGGAGGGCCUGAGUGCGCCCGGGACAUGCUGAAGUGUAUCCCGCUGUGGCGGUGUAACCGUCACGUUGAGUCCGUGGAUAAGCGACACUGCUCGCUCACUGCGGUUCCCGAUGAGAUCUACCGCUACAGCCGAAGUCUGGAGGAGCUGCUCCUGGACGCCAACCAGCUUAGAGAGCUGCCUAAGCCUUUCUUCAGACUGCACAAUCUGCGAAAGCUGGGCCUGAGUGACAACGAGAUUCAGAGAUUACCGCCUGAAGUGGCCAACUUUACUCAGCUUGUAGAGCUGGACAUCUCCAGAAAUGAUAUUUCUGAAAUCCCAGAGAACAUUAAAUUCUGUCAGGCCUUGGAGAUCGCAGACUUCAGCGGAAACCCCCUGUCCAGGUUGCCUGAUGGCUUUACACAGCUCAGAGGUCUGGCUCACCUGUCACUCAAUGAUGUGUCACUGCAAUCUCUACCCAAUGACAUAGGAAACUUGUCAAACUUGGUGACUCUAGAGCUAAGGGAGAAUCUACUGAAAUCCUUACCCACCUCUCUUUCCUUCCUGGUUAAACUGGAACAGCUGGAUCUGGGCAGCAAUGUACUGGAAGUUUUGCCUGACACACUUGGGGCACUGCCCAAUCUUCGUGAGCUGUGGUUGGACAGAAACCAGCUCUCCUCACUACCUCCAGAGCUGGGGAACCUGCGACAGCUGGUUUGCUUUGACGUAUCAGAGAACCGUCUAACAGAGCUUCCCACUCAAGUCAGCGGCCUUAUCGCUCUCACUGACCUCCUGCUCUCCGAGAACCUUCUGGAAGUCUUGCCGGACAGCAUUAGUUCGCUUAAGAAGUUGUCCAUUCUGAAAGUGAACCAGAACCGCAUUGUGCAUCUCACCGACUCCAUUGGCGAGUGUGAAAACCUGACCGAGCUAAUGUUGACCGAGAACCUUCUCCAGUCUCUUCCCCGCUCUCUUGGGAAGUUAAAGAAGUUGACCAACUUGAAUGUUGACCGAAACCGCUUGAGCAGCGUGCCGGCAGAGCUGGGAGGAUGUAUCUGCCUGAAUGUGCUCUCUCUCAGAGAUAACAGAUUGGGUAAACUACCUGCUGAGCUCGCCAAUGCCACAGAGUUACAUGUGCUGGAUGUGGCAGGCAACAGGUUGCAGAACUUGCCUUUCUCAUUGGCCAAUCUGAACCUGAAGGCCAUGUGGCUGGCGGAGAACCAGUCUCAGCCCAUGUUGAAAUUCCAGACAGAAGAUGAUGAGCGGACUGGGGAAAAAGUUCUCACUUGCUACCUGCUGCCCCAGCAGCCCUCAUCUAGCCUUGAAAAUCUUCUGGAGAGGAGCAUAGAUGAGACCUGGCCCACAGACACUAAUCUGAACAGAGUGUCAGUCAUUCAGUUCCGGGAGGACUCAAAAAAUGAAGAGGAAGAUGAGGAGACUGCGGCAGAGAGGAGGCAGGGUCUACAUAGGAGAGCAACACCACAUCCCAGUGAGUUAAAGGUGAUGAAGAAUGUUAUUGAAGCCAGAAGAAAUGAGGCUUACAUAGCUAAGCCAGAUGGAGAUCUGGAGUCCCCAGACUCUGAGGAGAAACGAUUGAGUGGGCUUUCCAAUCAAAGUCAUGAUUCUCAAGCGUCUAGUAACACCGAAUCUGCCACUACUCAGGAUGAGAGGCGGGGUGUAAACAGUGCAGGGGUGGAGCUUAAUAAUGGACCGGGUCAAGAGGAGGAGGAGCUUGAUGAGAUGGAGGUGGAAUAUACUGAGCCUUCUGUGCGCUUUGCUGAAGAGCCCAUCAUCCGUGGUGGUGAUGAUGAGGAUGACAAUGAAGUAGAUGAUGAAGAUUAUGCCGACCGGAGUGAUGAGGACUCCCGAACGCCCCCUUUCCCUGCUGAGAAACAGAGGCUCAUACGUAAAGACACGCCACACUACAAAAAGCACUUCAAAAUCACCAAGCUGCCCAAGCCUGAGGCCGUUGCUGCCCUGCUACAAGGCUUUAGCCCUGAUGGCCUCUCAGCUCCUGCUCACACACUUGAGGACGAGAGAGAUGGUGAGGAGGAGGAGGAAGAUGAGGAAGAGGGAGGAGUAUCAGUCAAUACUCCUUUCCAGCACAGACUAGAUAUGGCUGAGCUAGAAGACAGCAGGCUGAGUCGGGUGAACUCGUCCCUGCAGCCGGUGAAGGGGGUGUCAUUUGAUCAAGUCAAUAAUCUGCUGAUUGAGCCUGCUCGAAUUGAGGAGGAAGAGCUGACCCUGAACAUCCUGAGGCAGACUGGUGGGUUAGGCAUUAGCAUAGCAGGGGGGAAAGGAUCUACACCCUACAAGGGCGAUGAUGAGGGUAUUUUUAUCUCUCGAGUGUCAGAAGAAGGCCCCGCAGCCCGUGCUGGGGUCAAAGUGGGAGACAAACUUCUUGAGGUAAACGGCGUAGACCUACAUGGAGCAGAGCAUCACACAGCUGUUGAGGCCUUGCGUAACUCAGGGGCAGCUGUGGUUAUGACUGUUCUGCGAGAACGCAUGGUGGAACCGGAGAAUGCCAUCACCACCACACCACUGCGACCAGAAGAUGAUUAUUUCCCCCGGGAAAGACGGUCCAGUGGGUUGCCUUUCCUCCUGGAGCCGGGCUCACCUGCUGCUAGCGCUGGACCUUGCCAACAACUAGCCACUUGUCUGGUCCGCAACGAUAAAGGUUUAGGGUUCAGCAUCGCUGGAGGGAAAGGGUCAACACCAUACCGAGUAGGAGACAUGAGAAUCUUCAUAUCUCGCAUUGCUGAAGGAGGAGCUGCUCACAGAGACAACAUCCUACAUGUGGGAGACAGGGUCAUAUCAAUCAAUGGUGUAGACAUGACAGAGGCCAGGCAUGACCAGGCAGUAGCGCUUCUUACUGGCACCUCCCCCACCAUCACCCUGGUAGUUGAGCGGGACCAGGCCAGUGCAGGGGGCGGCUCCCCUCGAACACGGCCUCAUUCCCCCCCUCCUCCAGAGCCUUCUGACUCCCCUGAUCAAGAAGAGGGAGGAGACGAGCUCCUCGGAAACCAUCUCAGCUGCCCCAUGGAAGAUGAAUACCCCAUUGAGGAAGUGACGUUGAUCAAAGCAGGUGGUCCCCUGGGUUUGAGCAUUGUAGGGGGUAGCGACCAUGCCAGCCACCCUUUUGGAGUUAAUGAGCCUGGUGUGUUCAUCUCAAAAGUCAUCCCUAAUGGUUUGUCCUCUCAGAGUGGGUUGCGUGUUGGCGAUCGCAUCUUAGAGGUGAAUUCCAUUGACCUGCGACAUGCCACCCACCAGGAAGCUGUUCGAGCCUUACUCUCCAACAAGCAAGAGAUCUGCAUGCUUGUGCGCAGAGAUCCCUCGCCCCCUGGCAUGCAGGAGAUUGUCAUUUACAAGCAGCCUGGAGAAAAGCUGGGUAUCAGCAUCAGGGGAGGAGCUAAAGGCCAUGCAGGCAACCCCUUUGACCCCACAGAUGAAGGCAUAUUUAUUUCCAAGGUGAGCUCCAGUGGUGCAGCUGCUCGAGAUGGACGUCUGCGGGUAGGCAUGCGUAUUCUUGAGGUGGGCAACAACAGUCUGCUGGGAAUGACACACACUGAAGCAGUGAGGGUCUUGCGUGCUGCUGGUGAUUCCCUGAUGAUACUUGUGUGUGAUGGCUUUGACCCAAGAAACGCUGCUGGCAUGGAGGCAUCUCCUGGUAUUAUUGCAAACCCAUUUGCUGCAGGUAUUGUUCGUAAGAACAGUAUGGAAAGCAUCUCAUCAGUAGACAGAGAUAUGAGUCCUGAAGAGAUUGACAUCAUGCAGAAGGAGGUGGAGAUGGUGAGGGAGACGUCACAGUGGGAACGGGAAGAGAUGGAAAAAGUGGAGCGCAUGCGCUUGGAGCGCGAGGAGGCAACUCGCUUGCUGGAGGAGGAAACUGAGAACUUGAGCACUGGACCACUAAAACUGGACUACAAGACCCUGGCAGCCCUACCGACGACUAGUCUACAGAAGGUUAAUCGAUUUUCUACCUCCUUUGCUACAUUCACCACAAUGGAGGCUGCCAUGCCAGCUGGCCCUGUAGACCCCAUGGGUUUUGAGAAGGUUCAUGCUUCUAUGUACCAUGUAGAACCUUUUAUCCUCCCUUCAUCACCAACCUGCCCAGCCACAAGUUCAGCGGCAUCUAAACAGCCCCAAGCCGUCACACUGGACCUCAUCCCAAGUCUCGAAGUGCCACAAGAUGCUAGAGAGGAAGAAGAAUGUCUUGUGGACUCUCAGCCAAUCAGUUUUAGUGAAAACCCCUUCCUUGUGGCUAAUCGCAAGAGCAAAUGCUACCAUCCUGAGGAGUGUAUUUUAUCAGGGCCACCUGUGGGUUAUGGCAGGCAGGGGCAGCUGCAACCCUGGUUGUACAGCAAGGCUUCUCCAUCUGAGCCUCACAGCAUUGACAGUCCAGUGCGAGACGCAGCACACUCCCCAUACAGCUCACAGCAGUCUCACAAAUCAUCUUCAGUUAUUCUUGGAAGGGAGGUUCGAUAUUCAAGCAUCCAUUUCCCCUCAAAUUCAAACACCAAGGAUAAUUCAUCAACUAAACCUGGUGCCAUCCAGCCUCUCUCUCGGGUGCGACCCGCUGUGUCUCCAGCCAGUCAGGAUGGCCACAGCAGUCCCAACCCUUUCCAGCAUGGCCUCUCUCCCAUCAACUCCCAGACCACUGAUCUAUAUGCUCAGAGGAACACUGUCAACACAAAGCAACCAUCACCAGAGCCUGAGCUGAAUAAUGAGGUGUUUAUGGAUGAGGGUGUUGUUGAGGGCGAUGGUCCUCUCCCCCCUCGUCCCUGCCUCUCCUCUGACCACAACGAGUACAGGAGCCUGGCAGCUGUGCCACGCCUGUCUCGCCUCUCAAUGGAUUCAAAGCCACCACCCUCUUUUGGCAGAGACAGCCCAGAACAGCGCUCCUUCAGAGACAGACAGAAAUAUUUUGAGAUCGAUGUUAAACAGCAGACUCCAGACAAUAAACCCAAACCUCGCGUCUCACUCGUGGGAGAAGAUGACUUAAAGAAAAUGAAAGAGGAGGAAGCAAAGCGAAUUGAACAGAGUGCACGAGAGUAUAUGCUGGAUGAAGAUGAGGAUGAGGAGGAAGAUCUAGUGAAGCAGGUGGCAGAUAUGAAGGCUCAAGGAAAGGUUAUCCUAGAUGGUGUGGAGUACAAGGUCGAGAACUUAGCAAGCCACAGUUCCCCAUCUCCGAGGCAGUGCGCCGCGACACCUCCCAGCCACUGUGGCAGCUCAGGUCCUUCCUCUGUCGAUGGUAAGGGAGACUCCCAGUGGAAUUCCAUGGAAGACGGCUUUAGACUGGAGCAGAGACCUAAUUCCAUGACGGGUCUUAUCCCAGUUUACCCUGGUGAAUCUGCAGCCCCCAUUCGGACAGCAAAAGCAGAGCGCAGGCUUCAAGAGCGCUUGCGCAUGCAGAGUCCAGAGCUUGCUGUCACUGUGGACAAGGAGCUGUCACCUGCUGAAAAACGAGCCCUGGAGGCAGAGAAAAGGGCCAUGUGGAGAGCAGCUAGGCCUAACGGUCUAGAGGAGGACAUAAGACAGUAUGAGCAAGACCUGGCUAAGCGGCUCUACCAAUCCCGUGUGAGGUCAUCGUUAGGCACCACUGCAGCCCCUCCCACUUCCUGUCUCUCCUCUUCCUGUCAGCCCAGGAUGAAGUCUUUGGAGCAAGAUGCUCUGAAAGCUCAGAUGGUCAUUGCCAAGUCUAAAGAGGGGAAGAAGCGUGGAGCCCUUGAUCAGCUGUCGGAGUCGCCGUCUCCUGCCCCCACGCCCUCUCCUACACCCAUGGAAGAUAUCAGUCCACGAGCAGUGACUUCACCAGGAAGACUGUCCCUGUCAGAAAAGAAGUUUGACUACCGACAAUUCGCUGCCAUUCCUUCUUCCAAACCUGUUUACGACAUUCAGUCCCCCGGGGCAACGGGUGACAUGCACUUCUUGGAUGAUGCGUCCAGUAACCCAGUGUCCGUUGUAGAUACAGAUGUUCCUGUGGCCACCACAUCUGCUCUAGAGGAGAUGGCUCUCUACAGUAACAAACGCAAACUACGACAGGGCCGCCGAAGCUUGGAGGCCCCUGUGCCCACAUAACCGCACACUUACACACUAAUGCAUCUGAACUGUGAAGAUAAAAUGCAUGUAGUGAUAAUCUAUUAUGAAGAGAUGUGGCAAAAUACACAUCCGUACACAGGUAUUCAACCACUCUUAUUUCAUUGCCACCACAGCACAGGUAUGGAGAUGAGCCGAUGGCCCAACAGCCUCUUGUCUCCUGAACACUAGUCAUGCCUUUGCAGUUGGCAUUGAAAUGGAUUGCUCAUAUUUGACUAUAAAAGGUCUAGAGGAUGACAAAUUCAUUAUCUGGUCACUUACCUGUUUUCCCUUCUUUAUCUCAGAAUUUUAGCUGCAGAAUUAUUUUUAAUAGAUGACCUUAGUUUCUUUUUAACAUUUUGAAACCUCCUCUAGAAAUGGAAAAUAUUCUGGAUAAAAUGUAGAGAUACAGAAAAAAAGAGAUUUUUAAAUGUACCUACUGCGUGUAUUUGUUUUGGGAGAUUUGUUAUUCAGUUUGAAAACAACAUACUGCUACCUUCACUGCCCCAUAGUAGUCACACUUUAAGUUUUAUUGCUUUAAUUCACGAUCAGAAUUUUUUAUUAUUCCUUUUAAAUGUAAUUUAUUAAUGUAAUAUACUGUUUUUAAAUCUAUGGGAAUCCAUUACAGUAGGGGAACAAAUUUAGGCUUUUGACAUAUGUAUGUGCUCAUUACUUGUGAUUUUGGGAUUGGACUAAGUUUCUUGCACCCAACAUUUCAGUUUGAAACCGAGGCCUUGUCGGAAAGCUUUAUUUCCAUUUUGUUUUCAUAUCAGUUUCAAAGCUAAAUGUGAUGCAAAUGAAUGUAAUAUUUUUGAAAGGUUGCAUCCUUAUUCAAAUAUCUGUUAUAAACCUUUUCAUUACAGUAUCAUCAUGCCAUAUAAAGAUUGACCUACUAUAUCCGAGUCGCUACAUUUUAAUCCUUUUAGCGGAUCUCUAGUCUACCUUUACUGGACUAGGAGAGUAAAAUGAAGUGUAAAAGGUUUCGUAAGACUUUUUUUGCUUGGCGAUACUCUUUAUUCCCCCCUCCCUAGAGUAUGCUACAAUGUAGUCUUCAAUUUUUUUCCACACUUUGGGCCAUGUUGUACAUCUAUAUGUUGAAUCUUUCCCUUUCAUACAUGGAGUGAUUAGAGUGGAUAAUUUUACACUUCGAUAGCCAUAUCAUACCACAAACCAUCAUUCACCAAUCUUUGCCUC
Messenger RNA from Myxocyprinus asiaticus (Chinese sucker), 8219 nucleotides. Its product is annotated as protein scribble homolog. NCBI's taxonomy places the organism in Eukaryota, Metazoa, Chordata, Actinopteri, Cypriniformes, Catostomidae. Gene Ontology annotation, molecular function: protein binding. The record is from RefSeq and is a predicted model, not a curated record. Gene Ontology annotation, biological process: neurotransmitter receptor transport, endosome to postsynaptic membrane; neurotransmitter receptor transport postsynaptic membrane to endosome. Bases 1002 to 7028 code for a protein of 2008 amino acids. The transcript is spliced from 46 exons. Gene Ontology annotation, cellular component: postsynaptic membrane; postsynaptic density; adherens junction.